CGGAGAGGGUGCGCGGAGGGCCCGCCCCCGCCGCCGCCGCCGCCGCUGCCGCGGGUGUGAGGCGGCCAGCCUGGCGCGGCUCCCUCCGCCAGGCAGCCCGCCCAGGAGCCGCCACCGGGUCCCGCGCGCCUCCCGGGCCGCCGCCUCCGCCUCCGCCUCCGCCUCCGCCUCCGCCGCCCCGGGCCCGCCGGCCUGCGUCGCCGAGGUCGCUGCAGCAUGGCGGGCGCCGCGACCCCCUGCGCCAAUGGCUGCGGGCCCGGCGCCCCCUCCGAAGCCGAGGUGCUGCACCUCUGCCGCAGCCUCGAGGUGGGCACCGUCAUGACUUUGUUCUACUCCAAGAAGUCUCAGCGGCCGGAGCGGAAGACCUUCCAGGUCAAGUUGGAGACGCGCCAGAUCACAUGGAGCCGCGGCGCCGACAAGAUCGAGGGGUCCAUUGAUAUCCGUGAAAUCAAGGAGAUCCGACCAGGGAAGACAUCACGGGACUUUGACCGCUACCAAGAAGACCCUGCCUUUAGACCAGAUCAGUCACACUGCUUCGUCAUCCUAUAUGGAAUGGAAUUCCGUCUAAAGACCCUGAGCCUACAAGCCACAUCUGAGGAUGAAGUGAACAUGUGGAUCAAGGGCUUAACUUGGCUGAUGGAGGAUACAUUGCAGGCAGCCACACCCCUGCAAAUUGAGAGGUGGCUCCGGAAACAGUUCUACUCAGUGGAUCGGAACCGAGAGGAUCGUAUAUCAGCCAAGGACUUGAAGAACAUGCUGUCACAGGUCAACUACCGGGUUCCUAACAUGCGUUUCCUCCGAGAACGGCUGACGGACCUAGAACAGCGCAGCGGGGACAUCACAUACGGGCAGUUUGCUCAGCUGUACCGAAGCCUCAUGUACAGCGCCCAGAAGACGAUGGACCUCCCCUUCCUGGAAACCAGCACAUUGAGGACUGGAGAGCGGCCGGAGCUUUGCCGGGUAUCCCUUUCUGAGUUCCAGCAGUUCCUCCUUGAAUACCAGGGGCAGGAGCUGUGGGCUGUUGACCGGCUCCAGGUGCAAGAAUUUAUGCUCAGCUUCCUUCGAGAUCCCUUGCGAGAGAUUGAAGAGCCAUACUUCUUCUUGGAUGAGUUUGUCACCUUUCUGUUCUCCAAAGAGAACAGUGUGUGGAACUCGAAGCUAGAUGCUGUGUGCCCAGAUACCAUGAAUAAUCCUCUCUCUCACUACUGGAUCUCUUCCUCACAUAAUACGUACCUGACUGGGGACCAGUUCUCUAGUGAGUCCUCCCUGGAAGCCUAUGCUCGCUGCCUGAGGAUGGGCUGUCGCUGCAUUGAGUUGGACUGCUGGGAUGGCCCAGACGGGAUGCCAGUCAUUUACCACGGGCAUACUCUUACCACCAAGAUCAAGUUCUCAGAUGUCCUUCACACCAUCAAGGAGCAUGCUUUCGUAGCCUCAGAGUACCCAGUCAUCCUGUCCAUUGAGGACCACUGCAGCAUUGCGCAGCAGAGAAACAUGGCUCAGUACUUCAAAAAGGUGCUUGGUGACACACUCCUUACCAAGCCAGUGGACAUUGCUGCUGACGGGCUUCCUUCACCCAACCAGCUCAAGAGAAAGAUCCUUAUUAAGCACAAGAAGCUGGCUGAGGGCAGUGCCUAUGAGGAGGUGCCUACCUCUGUGAUGUACUCGGAGAAUGACAUCAGUAACUCCAUCAAGAAUGGUAUCCUCUACUUGGAGGACCCCGUGAAUCAUGAGUGGUAUCCACACUACUUUGUUCUGACUAGCAGCAAGAUCUACUACUCUGAAGAGACCAGCAGUGACCAGGGCAAUGAGGAUGAAGAGGAGCCUAAGGAGGCCAGUGGCAGCACAGAGCUGCACUCGAGUGAGAAGUGGUUCCAUGGUAAGCUCGGGGCUGGGCGCGAUGGGCGGCACAUUGCCGAGCGCCUGCUCACUGAGUACUGCAUAGAGACUGGGGCUCCUGAUGGCUCGUUCCUAGUGCGAGAAAGUGAGACCUUCGUGGGUGACUACACGCUGUCUUUCUGGCGGAAUGGGAAAGUACAGCACUGCCGUAUCCAUUCCCGGCAGGAUGCUGGGACUCCUAAGUUCUUCUUGACAGAUAACCUUGUCUUCGACUCUCUCUAUGACCUCAUCACGCAUUAUCAGCAAGUACCCCUGCGCUGCAAUGAGUUUGAGAUGCGCCUUUCAGAGCCUGUCCCACAGACGAAUGCCCAUGAGAGCAAAGAGUGGUACCAUGCAAGCUUGUCCAGAGCUCAGGCUGAACAUAUGCUGAUGCGCGUACCCCGGGAUGGAGCCUUCCUGGUGCGGAAACGCAAUGAGCCCAACUCAUAUGCCAUCUCUUUCCGGGCUGAGGGAAAGAUCAAGCACUGUCGAGUACAGCAGGAAGGCCAGACCGUGAUGCUGGGGAACUCUGAGUUUGACAGCCUGGUUGACCUCAUCAGUUACUAUGAGAAGCAUCCCCUGUACCGCAAAAUGAAGCUUCGCUACCCCAUCAAUGAGGAGGCACUGGAGAAGAUUGGGACAGCGGAACCCGAUUAUGGGGCCUUGUAUGAGGGCCGCAACCCUGGUUUCUAUGUGGAGGCAAACCCUAUGCCGACUUUCAAGUGUGCAGUAAAAGCCCUCUUUGACUACAAGGCCCAGAGAGAGGAUGAGCUGACCUUUACCAAGAGUGCCAUCAUCCAGAAUGUGGAAAAGCAAGAUGGUGGCUGGUGGCGAGGGGACUAUGGUGGGAAGAAGCAGCUGUGGUUCCCCUCUAACUAUGUGGAAGAGAUGAUCAACCCAGCAAUCCUAGAGCCGGAGAGGGAGCACCUGGAUGACAACAGCCCACUGGGGGACCUGCUGCGAGGGGUCUUAGAUGUGCCAGCCUGUCAGAUUGCCAUUCGUCCUGAGGGCAAGAACAACCGGCUCUUCGUCUUCUCCAUCAGCAUGGCAUCAGUGGCUCACUGGUCCCUAGAUGUUGCAGCUGACUCACAGGAGGAGUUACAGGACUGGGUGAAAAAGAUCCGGGAAGUUGCCCAGACUGCAGAUGCCAGGCUUACUGAGGGGAAGAUGAUGGAGAGGAGGAAGAAGAUCGCCUUGGAGCUUUCGGAGCUUGUGGUCUACUGCCGUCCUGUUCCCUUUGAUGAAGAGAAGAUUGGCACUGAACGUGCUUGUUACCGGGAUAUGUCAUCCUUUCCGGAAACCAAGGCUGAGAAGUAUGUGAACAAGGCCAAAGGCAAGAAGUUCCUCCAGUACAAUCGGCUGCAACUCUCUCGUAUCUACCCCAAGGGUCAAAGGCUGGACUCCUCCAAUUACGAUCCUCUGCCCAUGUGGAUCUGCGGCAGCCAGCUUGUAGCACUCAAUUUUCAGACCCCAGAUAAGCCUAUGCAGAUGAACCAGGCCCUCUUCAUGGCUGGUGGGCAUUGUGGCUAUGUGCUGCAGCCAAGCACCAUGAGAGACGAAGUCUUUGACCCCUUUGAUAAGAGCAGCCUCCGAGGUCUGGAACCCCGUGUCAUCUGCAUUGAGGUGCUGGGGGCCAGGCAUCUGCCAAAGAAUGGCCGGGGUAUUGUGUGUCCUUUCGUGGAGAUUGAGGUGGCUGGAGCAGAGUAUGAUAGCACCAAGCAAAAGACAGAGUUUGUAGUCGACAAUGGACUGAAUCCCGUGUGGCCUGCCAAGCCGUUCCACUUCCAGAUCAGUAACCCAGAGUUUGCCUUUCUCCGCUUUGUGGUGUAUGAGGAAGACAUGUUUAGUGACCAGAACUUCUUGGCUCAGGCUACAUUCCUAGUAAAAGGCCUGAAGACAGGAUAUAGAGCAGUGCCUUUGAAGAACAACUACAGUGAAGACCUGGAGUUGGCCUCCCUGCUCAUCAAGAUUGACAUUUUCCCUGCUAAGGAGAAUGGUGACCUCAGUCCCUUCAGUGGUACGUCCCUACGGGAACGGGCUUCAGAAGCCUCCAGCCAGCUGUUCCAUACCCGGGCCCGGGAAGGGUCCUUUGAAGCUCGAUACCAGCAGCCAUUUGAAGACUUCCGCAUCUCCCAGGAGCAUCUUGCAGACCAUUUCGACAGUCGGGAACGAAGGGCCCCCAGAAGGACUCGGGUCAAUGGAGACAACCGCCUCUAAUCGUGCCCCUACCUUGUUGGAGAGCAGCAGUUGCUGCCCACCUUGUGGAAUGCCAUGAACUGGGUUCUCUGGGAGCGGCCCACUGUAAAGCCUUCCUGGUCUCACAGCCUGGAGCCUGGAUUCCAGCGGUGAAGGCUAGACAAAACCAAGCCAUUAAUGAGAUGUAUUGUUUUGGGCCUCCAUGCCCAGCUCUGGGUGAAGGCAAAAAAAACUGUACUGUGUCUCGCAUUAAGCACACACAUCUGGCCCUGAAUGUGAAGGUAGGUCCUUCCAUCUUGGGCCAGGACCAGGGCUGAAGCCCCUUGGAGAGAGAAAUUGCCUCAGUUGGUGGCAUAGGAGGCUUCAAGGAGCUGCUGAUAUUCCUGAAAGUAGAAGAGGAGGAAGAGCCUUGCUGGGCCAGGGAAACAAAGUUUACAUUGUCCUGUAGCUUUAAAACCACAGCUGGUCAGGGUGAAAGAAUAGAUGCCCUGCAGUUUGGCCAUGGAGCCAGAACAGAGGAAUGCAGGGCCUGUAAGGAGAAGGCUCUGCUCUGCCUGAGGAGGAAGACAGCACAAGGGCACAUUGCCCAUGGCUGGGAACAUUACCCAAGCCUGAAAGAUACAGGGGAUCAUGAUAAAAAUAGCAGUAUUAUUUUUUUUUUCUUCUCAAUGGUAUUGUAACUAAGUUAUUCAGCCCUGCUCCUUACUCUGGAUGGGAAGACCCAGCAUAGAUCCUUUGGGAACACAGCCCUGUGGGUUGGUUUAUUGGGAAAGGGCACCGUCAGGAAGGGUGGAGGAGCAGGAAAAGAGAGAAGAGCAAUGUCUACCCCAGUGAGCUUUUUUGUUUUUAUGGCAAAGAAGACUCAAUAUGCUUUCCCUUAGGAAUGAAAUGGACACAUAGGUAGGUGGAGUCAGGCAGUAGGUACCGAAUGAAGCUGCUGCUUGGUACAGCUUCUGUGUAUUUGGUGAAAAGAUGCAAAGGAGAUGGGAAGGUUGGGAAGGUAGCCUCACUCUGGGAACAGAGGCUGGGGUCCAGGCCCGUGGGCGCAAAGGUGCCUCAGCAUAGCCAGCAUUCAGCACACGCAAACCCACUGCCCACAUUUGGGCUCAGGGUUGGCCAUUUGCUAGUUCUGCUGCCCUCUUAAGAUCUGACUGCCAAAUAAAUCAUCCUCAUGUCCUUUUUCUUUUAA
Meriones unguiculatus (Mongolian gerbil) is the source of this 5260-nucleotide messenger RNA. RefSeq names its product phospholipase C gamma 1 (gene Plcg1). The coding region runs from base 217 to 4092 and encodes 1291 amino acids. The transcript has 33 exons. Gene Ontology annotation, biological process: phospholipid catabolic process; phosphatidylinositol-mediated signaling; positive regulation of epithelial cell migration. The record is from RefSeq and is a predicted model, not a curated record. Gene Ontology annotation, molecular function: phosphatidylinositol-4,5-bisphosphate phospholipase C activity; protein binding; calcium ion binding. NCBI's taxonomy places the organism in Eukaryota, Metazoa, Chordata, Mammalia, Rodentia, Muridae.